Messenger RNA from Paramuricea clavata, 14294 nucleotides. The record is from the annotation of a GenBank genome assembly. NCBI's taxonomy places the organism in Eukaryota, Metazoa, Cnidaria, Anthozoa, Malacalcyonacea, Plexauridae.
UGUGAGUACCCCGAGGCGUAUACCCUUUCCUCCACUGCCAUUGGUGGAAGCCGAGUUGAAAAGAAUGAAAGACGAAGGGAUCAUUGAAGAGGUGACAGAGCCAACUGAGUGGUGUGCCCCUAUCGUCCCAGUCCCAAUGAAGAAUGGUCAAGUACGAAUUUGUGUUGAUUUGAAGAAACUAAACGAGGCUGUUAAACGCGAAAGAUAUGUUUUGCCCAGUUUAGAUGAUAUUGCGCCUUCACUUGAUGGAUCCGAAGUGUUCUCAAAAUUAGAUGCUGCUAGUGGAUUUUGGCAGAUCCCUUUACAUCCUGAAAGCUCUAAAUUGACGACCUUCAUUACCCCGUUUGGUCGAUUCCGUUUUCGAAGACUGCCCUUUGGGAUAUCCUCCGCUCCGGAAAUUUUCCAAAGAUUGAUGACCGAUCUACUUCAGGGGAAACCUGGUACCAAAGUGAUUAUGGAUGACAUUUUGGUAUAUGGGAAAUCGGUUGAGGAACAUGAAUCUAAUUUGGAAGAAGUCCUGAAUACCGUACAAAGUUCUGGACUCAAGUUGAACAAAUCGAAAUGCGAAUUCCGCAAAGAAGAACUGGGAUAUUUUGGUCAUCGCGUGGGUAAAAAUGGCGUUAAACCCGACCCUGAAAAAGUGCGAGCCAUCGUCGAGUUAUCGCCUCCAACCAGUGUGUCUGAAUUACGAAGAUUGUUGGGUAUGAUCAACUACUUGGGGAAGUUUUUGCCAGAUCUGUCGACGGUAUUACAGCCUUUAAAUGAUCUUCUAAAAGGAAGUUCCACAUGGGUUUGGGGCCCGUCCCAAGCAGAAACUUUCGAGAAGGUGAAGCAGCUGAUAUCUUCUGCUCCGGCGUUAGCAUUUUACAACCCGAAUCGUAAGACGGUAGUCAGUUCUGAUGCCAGUAGUUACGGACUCGGUGGUGUGUUACUUCAAGAAGGAGAUGAUAAAUCUUUACGACCGGUUGCAUUUUGUUCUCGGACUUUAACACAAACGGAACAGAAUUACGCGCAAAUUGAGAAGGAAUGCCUUGCAGCAGUUUGGACCUGUGAGAAGUUCUAUCGUUAUUUGUCUGGCCUUCCCGUAUUUGAAUUGCGAACAGACCAUAAGCCUCUCGUACCGUUGAUAAAUCAGCAAACCCUAGACAAAGUUCCGAUCCGUUGUCAACGCCUAUUGAUGCGUCUGCGUAGAUUUAACGUCAUCUCUGUUCACAUUCCUGGGAAAGAUCUUGUUCUUGCCGAUGCUCUGUCUCGAAGUCCGUUGAUCUCCAAUACCAAUGUCAGCGACAACCUUGAUGAUGAAGUUCAAAUGUUCCUAAACGUAGUUGAGUCGAGUAGACCAGCGUCGAAAGAGAAGAUUCAGUUAAUAGAGAACGCAACUAAAGAAGAUCAAGUGCUUCAAAAAGUAACCAAGUUAGUUCUAAGUGGCUGGCCAAAGUAUCAGACGCAGGUUCCUGAAGAAGUACGAUGUUUCUUUCCUUAUCGUGGUGAACUUUCGUGCGUCGAAGGGAAAUUAAUUUAUCGUGAUCAAAUAGUCAUUCCAGCGUCAAUGAGAAUGGAAAUGCUUCAGAGGAUUCAUGAUGGUCAUCUUGGGGUGACGAAAUGCUUGGCACGUGCGAAUUCCUCUGUUUGGUGGCCUGGUAUUUCCAAGGACAUUAAAGAGGAGGUUUCACGUUGUGAGUUUUGCCAAAUUAACCAACCAUCACAAAGAAGAGAGCCAUUGAAACCAACACCGUUACCCGAGCGUCCUUGGCAGAAAGUAGCGGUCGAUGCACUUGAAUUAGAUGGAAAGAAGUAUUUGGUCGUAGUAGAUUAUUACUCCCGGUAUCUUGAGCUUGUUUAUGUACCAGAUUUAACAAGCAGGACGGUGAUAGCUAAGUUGAAGAGCAUUUUCGCAAGAUGGGGAGUUCCUGAAAUCCUAAUAAGUGACAAUGGUCCACCAUUUUUCUCAGAGGAUUUUAGAUCGUUUAGCGUUCAGUAUGGGUUUCUCCAUGUUUCGUCUAGUCCACAUUAUCCGCAGGCAAACGGAGAAGCGGAAAGUGCUGUCAAGAUAGCCAAGAGAAUCUUGAAGCAAACGGAUCCGUUCCUUGCGUUGAUGGUGUAUCGAGCAACGCCAAUUCCAGCGACAGGUGUAAGUCCUAGUCAAUUGAUCAUGGGAAGACAGAUUCGCACAACUAUUCCAACACUUAGUCGUAAUCUGUUACCAGCCUGGCCAGAUCUUCCGACUGAACGCGAAGUAGACAAGGAAUCGAAAGAAAGAUAUAGUCAUGCUUAUAACAAGAGGCAUGGUGUGAAGUCCUUAUCUGAUUUGGAACCAGGUCAAACUGUUCGGGUGAAAACCGAUAAUCAGAAGAAAUGGAGCCCUGUUGGAGUUGUCAGUGGAUAUGGAUCUACACCAAGAUCAUACAUUGUGGACACUCCAGAGGGGAAAAAGAUGCGGAGAAAUAGACGACAUCUUCAAGCUGUUCCUAAAGCAGUUUCUGACGACAUUCUUGAAGACGACAUUUUUCAAGCGAUUCCUGAAGUUGUUCCUGAGAUCAAUCCAGAAACAAGCGAAUUGUCAAGAAGAGUGGCAGAUCGAAGAAAUCCAGAAAGAACGUUACAGAAUACGCCAAGCCAUACCUCAAGCGGACGUGUUAGAAGGAAACCAAAACGGUACAUUGAGGAAUAUUGACAAUUUUCCAGAGAUAUUGAAACAUAUUUAAUUAACUAUUAUAUUUGAUAAUAAUGACGUUGGACAUAUGUAUAUAUAUAUAUAUAUAUAUAUAUAUAUAUAUAUAUAUAUAUAUAUAUAUAUAUAUAUAUAUAUAUAUAUAUAUAUAUAUAUAUAUAUAUAUAUAUAUAUAAAUAUAUAUAAAAAUAUAAAUAUUUGUGUUAUGAACCUUUAGGUUAGAGACUUUAGUAGUUAUUUAUUAGAAUCGUAGAUACAGAGGACAAAGUACAAAAAGAACACAAAAAAAUAUAUAUUACUUUCUUUAAGGAGGGAGAUGUUAUAAUUAGAAUAUUGUAAUUCAGUAAAUAGUAAUUAGCAAUGCAGACUGUGGGCGUACCACAGGUAUAUAAUAGCUUGUGUACUUAGGAAUAGGGUUUUCAGUUUAAUAAAGUAUAUAUACGAACGGGUUCAUGUUUCAAAACAGUGCAUUACCAGAAUACCUGUACACAAAUUAAUAUUUUGCACAUAUUAUAUAAUAAUGCAAUCCAAUAUUAAGCCCCCAGUAACCUUACAAACAGGCCUCCCUUCCAAAAAUCAGAUUUCCCUUCCAAAAAUAAGCUCUCCCUGUUAAGGCUGCUUCGUACCCAGGCAUCUCUUUGUAAAAAAACAGUGAUGCGCAUAUGAUGAGUUUACAUGAAGUAUUGUAGUGGGGAGAGAUGGGCGAAGGGGCUAAUGGGAAGAGUGCACUUGACCAUACUUGACAGCCCCUUCGCGUGUCGCAUGCCUGAAUACUUCAUGUAUAAUUAUUUAAAGCGCCUGGGUACGAGGCAGUUUCAGGGCUAGUUUGUCAUUUGCCUCACAGGAGUCGGGCUAACCUGGCAAGUGUUGGCCAGAAAUUUGUGUGAAAUGCUGGUUAAUUUGUUAAUGGCAACUGCUUCAGAAGGCUUAUAUUAAACAAUUUCUUACUUACUUGGGCCAAAUUGUGUAUUAUAACAUGAUUUUUAGUCGAGUGAGCUGGCCGGUUGGCCAUCUUAUGACCUUUAUUAGUGUGAGACUCCCAAUGCAGCAUAUCAACUUGCUCAAGCAGAUGCUGGGCCAAUAAAUUUAACCAGGCUGUUCCAUGUGAAUGCAAUCUCAAACAUAUAUAAAAUUAAUAUACGAGGCAGUAUCUUACCAUGAGCAGGUGUAUAUUUAGCCCAUAUAAAUGGACAAGACCAGCUAGCUUGGUGUGAUAUUAUACUACUGACAAUACCUGGCUGAUUCUACAAGCUAGAGUAUGGCUUAAAAUGUUCCAAUUGUAGUUUCAGGAUCUGUUAAGGGUCUGUUGAUAUGGGACCCUAAAGGCAAGUUCAUGUUGCCAGGUUGUGGGAUAGAAUGUUUACUGUAAAUGGUGAAUUUCUUGGCUUGCAUAGUUGGCAUUCCGGCAACGGAUACCUCGUGCUUAGCCAGGAUAGUAGCAGGAUAGUAUAUCGACAAUACUGGCAAAUGUUGUCUCCUGCCCAGCCAGGUCAUAAGAACAGGCCCCAUUUGUGACUAGUGGGCCAGAUUAAGGAUGAAACAAAUGAGGGUCCUAUGGCUAUGCUAUGACUACUGUAUAUGUCCAUAAAUUUUGAUAUCAGAACAAAAUUUCGAUAUCUGUCCCAAAGUUAUCCAUCUUCCUUAAGUUUAGGACUCUGAGACCAAUGAAUAUAUUGUCAUUCAAAGAUUAAAAAGAAUGAAGACAAGUGUUAUGGUCAAACAAACGAAAAUAUUCAUGUCCACAGGCUGCAACACGCAAUGUUGACACAUUAUUCUGAAGUCGACAAAAUGUCGAAAUCGACGAAAAACGAGCCAAAAAACAGUUCUUGAGCUAAUCAAUUAAAUAAAUACUUGGCAUACGUUUGAAGGUCCAUAGUCCAAAAUAUUUGAUGAGUUUCUUUAGCCCAUUUAUAACAACACAAUUUUAAAAAUUCCCUGUAUUUAGAUACGAACCAUGUUGAUCGCUACGCUGUUUAGCAAGAAAUCGACAUGUCAACUUGUCCCGGCCCGGAAGUGUCCUGUUUAGUUGUUACACAGGAUAUUAAUAAGUUAAUGUGAAAAUAUGAAGAUAAAAGUAUCUUUUAAAAAAUAAAACCUCUCAAACCUCGAUUUGAAAGGCUUUUAAAAACGCUAAUCCGUUCGGAACCUACAAAUUCGAGGGGUGGUAUUUAAACUUGCGCAAGGCAAAGUUUGAAUACCCAUAUCUUCGCAAUCACGCAAUUAAUCAAAAAUCGCCACGAGGAAGUUGAGGAGAAUUCUUUUAAGAACAACAUAUAUCAAUUUCAUGGAAAAAAACAAAAAAACCGCUUGCAGAAAAGCUCUGAAGUAACCCCAUACGUUUGUUAACAAAUUUCAUGUGAUGAAGCGUUUUACGCAUUCUGAUUGGCUUAGUACAAAAAUGUAAACGAAAGCGCUGAUUGGUCGAGAACGAGAUUCCCCCUUGUUGUUUGACAUGAAAAUAUGUUUGAGAGAGAAUACCCAACUUCAAACUUCAAAGUAUACGAUUUUAUAAAAAAUAUUUGAUUCUUGACUUGACUGUUGAUAAAAUACUAGAGUGCAUGUUUUUGUAAUUUAAAAGCAAACAGAAGUAAGUAUAGGAGUUAGCGGGCGCUUCGAACUAUGUAUCGUAAAAUCCCACUCUUAGACCUAAGUAAUUGAAAUUUGACAUUUUUUGUGGAAGCAUGUAAUUUGAUACUUUGCCACUCCCCCAUGGGCAAUUAAUUUUUGUAGAGUCACGUGACUGGACAAUACCAGGGGUUUCCUAAAAAGACCCUGGGUGCGAGGAUGUGAAUGAAUUAGAAAGUUCGGAAAAGCACAAUUCAAUUCAAUGUUUUUAAUGUUAUUUUGGGCUUUGACUCGUCUUAUAAAAUGUCACCAUAUAUGUUUUGAACACUUUUUGAAACAUGACGAAUAAACAGAUGUAGUACUGAAGAAAUGCAACUAUUUGCAUUUAGUUGCAAACUACGUAUUACGAAAACCGCGGAUCCUUCCUAAACAUUCAGGAAUGUGACCACAUUCUAUACAUAGUGAAAUCGACAUGAUGGGAAUGGUGUGCGAGAAUUUAUGUUGACAUAUAUACAGUACUAGGUAAAAACAGUUUCAGAUUUUAACAAUUAUAAUCGGUACUGGAAUGUAGUCGCAUUCCUGAAUGUUUUGACACAAAAACAUGACACUUUUGAGGGGCAAGACGAAGCACCCACAUGUUUCAUAAUAUAAACCCAACUACAGUGUUGUACAUCUCUGCAUGAAACAGUUAAUAGAGAGCUGACGUCUACAUUGUAGAUCUUAAGCUAUCAAAUAUUGUAUAUCGAGCGAUUUUGUAAGUUUUGAGCGAGACACUAUCAAGCGAGAAUUAUCACACCUAUCAAGAAAGCUGCAAGUUGCAAGAAGGUGAAUGAUUGCAAGAAGGCGAAUGACAAUCUUUAAUUUGAAUAAUCUUUCAUUGUUGACAAUUGAACAGACUGUGCAUCCUAGCAAUAUCAUUGUUGAGAUAUCCAACUCACAGUAGAUUAUUGUACUCUUUAGGCUGGUCAUUUUAAAGUUGCUGGUGAUGAUAAACUGAGUAAAAGAGUGUAUGUUAAUUUUAGUUUAUAUUAGUUAAUAACUGCAACAGCAGUAGCAAUUAUAUAUUGGUUCACGCACCACUGGUGCAAUAAAUCACAAUUUGUAGUUGUACAUCACUGGUUAACACAGGUUUGGUGGUGUAUCUACUGCAUAGGCAUUUUACUGUAUUCCAGCUGCAACGUGUCCUGCCGUUCACUGUAUCAGUCACGUCAUGAAUCCAGUUCGCUGUAUCAGUCAUUUAUGCAUCAGAUUGUGCUCAAAUUAACGUUUGCAUGGAAGGCAAGAUAAAUUAAAUGAUUUUCAAUUACUAGGAUAAAGAAGGCAAGAAGACGUGUUCCAGGAAGUGAAUCUGUAAGAAUCUUAAAAAUGUGUUUGAAUGUCACAAUAUCCUUAAUUAGGUCAAUAUUUUCAAUGCAGAUUGACAGGCUGAGGGAUUACUAACUUCCCCACAAAAUUUACUUGUAUUUUUCAGGGAGUUGAAUCCCUAUCAAUCCCCAGUUUUCCGGUGUUUUUGUCACUACCUACACUGGCACAGACAGUGAUCAAUUAUCGGACGAGGUUGAGCAAAAUAUCGUGAUUUGUCGGUGGCGAGCAGAUCAAUUAUUUGCCGAUGCCGAAGGGAGAGGCAAAUAAUUAAUCUGCGAGCCGCCGACAAAUCACUAUAUUUUGCGAGAACCAAGUUCAAUAAUUGUUUUAUCGUUCACUUAUAAAGCUUCAUUUUAUCUUUCGUUCACUAUAUAAGUUUGCCGUCUUUCUUGCUUCUGCAUAAAAACUUGCGAAGGUCAUUGGCAAGAGUUUCUUUUGAGCCAACUAGAUCGUCUUCGUUGAUUUAUCUUGCUUCUAAAUGCUGGCAAAAGACGUUGACGGUGGUUUUAGUCGCUUUUUUAUUUUCCGCGUUUUUUUCUUCAAGUAAGCAAGACAACUCAUUUUCCGAAAGUUCAGCAAAGCGAGCCGCCAUUGUUUGCAAAAAUUGAAGGCAGUGCGCAUGCUCAGACUAUUAUUUGUAACUGAGCCGUUGCUCAGACUAUUACUCAUUUUAACAAAUGCGCAUGCUCAGACUAUUAUUUGCACGCAGUUAUUUGCAGGUAAAUUAACCAAUCAAAAUUGAGAAUACUAUAAAGUGAAUGAUAAUUUGACUUAUUUGCAAUGUAGCCUAUAGAGUUUUUUUUACAAGUAGAGAAAAAGUUCUAUAAUUAUAAUUAGUCACUGUAUAAUGUUAUGCAUGGUGCUAGUUUUAUAGCUGCCAUGUCCAGACUGCGUUUUUUUUUAUUUACUGUGUUGUAUUUUGUAUAUACACUCAAUACAUUAAUUUAUCUCUCAUCUUAGACAAACACUUUUAAAGGUUUCCAAGGAUUUGGCAUUCCGCAAAAUUCGUCUACACCUAUGGUCAAUAAUGCAUCAAAUACUUUUACUGGAUUUAAAGGCUUUGGAAAUCAGAGCGAGAAAAAAGGUAGUCAUACCGCAUUAUGUUUGUCUCGUUAUUCUCUGGAGACACAUUGGGAUUAUGACAUGAUAUCUAAUUUUAUUGCAUAUUUAAUUUAAUAAAGGGAGAUGUGCAGUAAAACUUAAUUGUUUAAUAGAACAUGCAUGACAACCGAAAACAUUUAUUGUUUCAUUUGAAAGAACAUUUAAAACUAUCUAUAAAAUAACAAUAUGAAAUUGGUCGAAGACCCGUACUCAGGAAAUAAAAUAACAACAUAAAACGCUCACUGAGUUUCCAGCGAUAUACAUACCCUUUUCUAGAUAUAUACCUAAUAAUAAUAAACGAACGAACGAAUGUAUUCCUUCCACUCGUGAGCUCAUUUACCAUUGUCACAUAUAGUAAAUGUCCAGGCCUUCUUUCCUUUUAAGUGCCCAUCCAGGGUCACAAGGCCUGGACAUUUACUAUAUGUGACAAUGGUAAAUGAGCUCACGAGUGGAAGGAAUACAUUCGUUCGUUCGUUUAUUAUUAUUAGGUAUAUAUCUAGAAAAGGGUAUGUAUAUCGCUGGAAACUCAGUGAGCGUUUUAUGUUGUUAUCUAUAAAAUCUUGUUACAGAAUUUUUAUAUCCAGCUUAACACUUGAAAUCUUUUGACUGAAGGCAAUAAACCGUCCGCCACCUUGGGUUAAUUCUUAACUCAUUAACUAUCGUUUUGAUGACGUCAGGAGUAGGGUUAGCCUUAUUCUUGGGUUUCAUAUGACGUCACAGAAGUGACGGAUGGUCAACUCUAAAACAAAACACAGUUAUCAGAGUGAGUCGAUUGUUCGUUUUAUGUAUUAAGCCGGUUUUCCACUUCAAGCGUACCGUACCGAAACGUAUCAAAAACUUUUUAAAUUUGAAAAUUUCGUGAUUGUUGAUUGGUUAGUACUUCCGUAGUACGCCAAAAAGUUGACUUGCGACGAACUUUUUAUUUUGAUACGCGAAUACACCCGGAAGUACGUGGAUUUAUAAACCUUUUCUCAGUCUGCGCAUGCUCACCAGUACGUUUCGAUACGAUAUGGGCGAAGUGGAAAACCGGCUUUAGCCUUGUGUUUGGUGGCAAAUACAUGAAAUUUCGUAUCAUUUUCUCACUCCAGUACAGCAUAAGCAUCAAUACAUUUGAGGUUGACCCCGUCAGAUUUACUGCAUAAUGCCGUCCAGGUGAAACCCAAGAACACAAUUACUUCGAUCUAAGAUACCUGUACAAUCAAAUAACAACCAAAAACAAGUUUCUGGUUCAUGUUGAUGAUUUGCUGUCAAGAUAAAAUACUUGCGUGAUCCCACAUAUCCUCAAUAAUUCAAGAUGGCGGACAGCUCAGUGCUUUCAGUCAAAAUAUUUCGAGAAUCGAGGAAGAUAUGAAAAAUCUGUAGCAAUAUUUUAUAGAUAAUUUUAAAGUUAACGUUCUUUCAAAUGAGACAAUAAAAUUUUUUAUGCCAUUGUCCUUUCACAAAACAUUGUUAUUCCUUUGGAUGGCGUUCCUCUGAAUUUAUGAAAAGAAAAUUUGUCAACUGAUACAGCUAUCCAGUACAAAUAAAAUUAGACCGCUUAUGUUUGAAUUUCCCCGCCAACAACACUAGACAAUAAGACCAGCAAUAGACGGUAACAUAAUAAUAAUAAUAUAAUCGUUCUUUAAAACGCAUUAUACAGAAGUCUCACAAUAAGAAUAUAAGAACAGUUAGUCAUGCCCUUGAAAAUUGUCUUUUACAGAAAUCAGAAAUGAACAAACUAGUAAUUCAAGUGUGAAAACAGCAAAUUCAGAUUCUGCUUAUAUGACUCAACUCAAGAGACUAAAUCAAGAAGUAUGUGAAUGGAUAAAAAAACAUAUCAAUGAAAAUCCUUAUGUUGAUCUAUCACCAAUCUUUAAAGAUUAUGAGAAACACUUGUUAAAUCUUGAGAAGAAAUUUCCUGCUGUGAAUAAACCUGCUGGUGUGAAUGAGGUUGCGUCGACGAAAGUGACAACUGUAUUAACUGCGAAUGUACAGGCUGUUCGUGGUCUUUCAUCUUCUGUUGGCAUGCCCACUUUGAAUGGAAGUAAGUUCUGGAGUCGUUGUGUUAUUAAGCGUGUUUCACAUUAGCAGUUUUGUUGGUAAUUUUCUCAUCUGCAUAGCGGAACGAGUGGACGAACACGCACACCAAAGUAUAGAAUUGGUUUUCGUAAACGUGCCUGUUGCAGCUCAUUCAAUCACAGCCGCCAGAAGGAGAAAAGCCGCCAACACAAUAGACCUUAUGCAUAAUGACGUCACAAGGCUUGAUGCCCGAGAAGAAUGCUGGUCUUAGUAGUCAAUCGCCCAGGAAAAUUUCGAUGGUGGCCAUUUUGAAUUGUUUAAUUUUCCCUGGCGAUGACUACUAAGACCAGCAUUCCUCGCUUGCAUCAAGCCUUGUGACGUCAUUAUGCAUAAGGUUAUUGCUAUAGACGGUGUGAGACCGGCCUCGCAAAACCAACAAUUUUCGCAGGGAGACGCCCUUGGACAUGUGGGUGAUACCUUCCGACCCACAUGCAUAGCCGCCUACUUCCUUCAAAAAACCUCCAAAUUCUAUUGGAAACCCUGAUCCCAGAAUGGUAGUCCUUACAGCCAAACGUACCAUCACGGUAGCUGGAAAUAAGAUAACAGCCCAAUGAUUGAGUUUAGCAACGUUUCUCGCUGUGAAAACUAAGGUUCCUUCCUAAAUUACAAUAUUACUGUACAUCUGUGAAAUAUCUUUCCGCUAAGCUAUAAUUGUAAGAAAAGACGACAAAAUUAUAAGUCCGUCAAGAUGUUCAGUGUUUUAAAUGAUUUUGUUCCCACAUACAGCACAGUACCUUUAAAAAAUACGUACACUAUGGUUGUCCUUGCCUAAACCGAAGACUGAAUUUGUGGGGAAUGAAUUCCUAUGAGUAUUGAGUACAUAUAUUCGCUGGAUCCAAAUUAUGGACCGGCGUAGCUGAUUUGAAACUUUCAUGCACAUUCUCAUCUUUUACAAGGGGUUUAGCAAAACUUUCUUUUAACCAUUGAUCAUGAGACAUAUAUAAUUUUAUCUUACAAGUAAUUAUUAACUUUGUAAAUAUUUGUAUAUAAACCUUCAGCUUUUGUACUGUAAAUUGAUUGAGUACCGAAUUCAAAUAAUUUUUAGCAAUAUCAACAUGCGACUUUAAAUCUUGCAGAUACUUGUUUGAAUUCGAGUCAACCUGACGUUGUUAAAUCUUCUGGUACAGAGGCAGAUGAUGCACCGAAAACACAAAGUCAAGUUAAAAGGUACGAACAAAUUUCCACCCGAUAUAAAUACGGUAAACAUAUGGUUAUACAGUAUAUUAUACUAAUAAUGAAUGUUUAUGAGUGCAAUGGUAAGAAUAUUUUCAUGAGGUGAAAGAUGGAAUCCAUUCAACGAGGCGACAGCCGAGUUGAAUGGAACAUUCCAUCUUUCACCGAAUGAAAAUAUUCUUACCGUUGCACUCAUAAAAACAUUCAUUAUUUGUUUUAUAUAAUACCAAAAUAGACUAAUAUUAAAAGGUUUACUGUAAGCUUUCGCCAUUUUGACGAGUUGUAUUUGCAUUAAAUCCCAUUUACUGAGUUUCGAAUAUCGGGUUAAAAUAAAUUGCGAUCACCGUACGAGAAGCAUUUUGACGGAUGCGAUUUAUCGAAAACACAAAGAGUGCAAUGGAAUAAAACGUAUAGUACAAUUGCACUCGCAAUGAGUGCAAUGGAACGUAUUCCAUUGCACUCUUGGGAAAUGGAAUUUUCUAUUCAAUAUCACGUGACCAUAUAAACAGCCAAUUAAACGAUCAGAAUUCAAUAAGGUAUUAUAUAAAAUAUAAUAUAAUACAUGCUUUGGAGGCUCAAUGCAUGGGGAGUACAUUGUAACUUUUGUCUUGGUUCAUGCAAUCAUUUUUUCGUUGUUCUUCACGUGUGUAUUGUUUUUUCGCCCAACUAACGCAAUGUUUUGGUUUAGUUAUCUAUCGGUGACUUGAACACUUGGUUAGUUUAAAGUUGAUUGAGUGAAAAUACAAUAAACGUUAAUAUUCUGUGACGAACAAAGACUACAUUUUUUACAUAAACCUUGACAAAUAUACUGUGAUAAGUUCCAUUGAGCCUUCAAACCUGGUAUAACUGUGAUAAAACACUAGAAGCUGUUUAUUAUCUGAUUUCCAAAAAGACAAUAGCCGAAUUGUUUGAAGAUGUCAAUAGAUAGAUUUUUGAAAACACGACGCGACGUCUAUUAAAGAGGACUUGAAAAUGACGUGUGCACCUCGCGUUCACUUCCGGGUUUUAAUCUGAGACGGCAUUUUGUCUUUUUCGAAGCAAUUUUUUGUUUUCGUGUUACCUGCUCAUUCCUGUAUUGUCUUCAAUCAAUUGUCAAGAUAUGUGCAAGAAAAGGCUGUAUAAUACUACUGACCAUGCAAGAGUUUCCUGAUGAAUUUGUAUGAACAUUCAAUACGUUUUUUUAGAAAAAAAACGUAUAUUUCGGUAUUUUGAAAUGUCAAUUUUGUUCCAUUAUUUGGAAUAAAUACAAAAGCUGUUUACGAUCUAAAUGCUUUAGUUUGUGGCCUAUUCAGUCGAGUUUUGUCAACUGUUCAGUAUAAAUAUUGCAUCAAUGUUUAUAUUGGUAAAAUUUAAUGCUGUUUACGAUAGUUUUUCACUCUGGAAAGCGUUUUUUACUUGUGCUACUUUUUCGCACUGUUGUGAUAGUAAAUGAAAAUUGAUUGAGUUUUACUGCUUUAAGUGCUUUUAUUCUUCUAUCUUCCCAAGUUUUCCUGAUUUUAAACACUUGUUAUUAUAAUUUCAGUUUGGUUUGUUCUAAAAUGUUUGUUUUGGUAAAGAAUACUUUACAAAACAUUGUUAAUAAGUGGUUAUUAACAAUGUUUUGUUGAUUUGUUCUGGCCACGAAAGUUUUGUCGAAAAUCAACACGUUCAAAAUUUAGCGAAAUACAAAAAAAGAACCUUGUCAAUAAAAAAAUAUUUAUUAACUAGAAUCAUUAAGGUGGCUCGCUACAGUUUAUAGAAAUGUUGAAAAUGCGUAAACUAGAUCACCUUUUUGAAGAGAUGAUGCUCUUUACAAAUCGAAAUUUGUAUAUUAUAUAUACAGCGACAAUCAAACAGUCGAAAAUUGCUCGGAAAAGUGACGUCACCACUGUUGCUAUGGCAACAAUGACGAUUCAAGAUGGCCGAUAUUUUGGCUUUGAACGCAUUUUACUUUAAAAAAAGGUCGGUUACCCCCAUUUUUUAUUCCCGAAAACAUUUUCUUAUAGUACAAUACACUAUCUGACCAAUUUUAACAAAAUUCUGUAAUGCCAAAUUUUUUAAAAAUUUAUAAACAUAGUUUUUCGAAAUAAAUUUUUUUUUGCAUUACAGAAUUUUUUUUAAAUCGGUCAGAUAGUGCAUUGCACUAUAAGAAAAUGUUUUCUGAAAUAAAAAAUGGGGGUAACCGACCUUUUUUUAAAGUAAAAUGCGUUCAAAGCCAAAAUAUCGGCCAUCUUGAAUCGUCAUUGUUGCCAUAGCAACAGUGGUGACGUCACUUUUCUGACCAAUUUUCGACUGUUUGAUUGUCGCUGUAUAUAUAAUAUACAAAUUUCGAUUUGUAAAGAGCAUCAUCUCUUCAAAAAGGUGAUCUAGUUUACGCAUUUUCAACAUUUCUAUAAACUGUAGCGAGCCACCUUAAACAAUACAUGGGGAACAAAAUGGGAUGAUGUUUAUGAUGUAUACUCUUAUACUCUUUGAGCUCGCGUCGUCUUUUCUAAAUCUGUCUAUUAUCCAAUGUCUAUUAUCCAAUUAUCCACAUAAUUUAGGUUAAUUAAUAGGCCCUUUCCAAUUGGCCUAAUACACUUCGCCUAAACAAUAUCUGGAGGGCAAAAAACGCUGUGCUUUAUUUUAUCCCUUUGUUUACAAAUCGCACAGUUCUCCAUGAUGCUCUCCAGUCACCUAUUGUUCUCGUACACCAUAGUUAAAGGAUUGCAAUGUCACACCAAGGUAUUGCGGGCUCAAAUUCCCGCUGGGUAGUAGAUCUGGAAACGUUGUAACCCGUCGUAUAUUUAGCCUUUGAGAACACUUCUUUCUUUUAUCUGGAAAUGUACCAAACAAAGUAUUUUUACCGUUAUUUGUUGAUUCUGGGCAAAAUAAAAACAACAAAAGCCCAUGCAAUACCACUAAUCCCUUAAAUGCAAAGAGCUUAUUCAUGGACAUUUAUUACCACCUUUCUUAAAAGACGUCUAUUCAUUUUGUGUUUCACUCAUGAAUGAUUAAUAAGUUUGAGAUAUCUAAUUACAGCACGCCUGAGGAAGACGCAUUUUAUUCAACUCGCUGUAAACUUUUCUUCAAACGAGACAAUGAUUGGUCUGAACUUGGUGUUGGAAUGUUAAGUUUGAAGAAAACGUCAAGUAAGAAGAUGCAAGUAUUAGUACGUAACGACACAGCGUUGGGGAAGAUCAUUCUUAACGUCUUUGUUACUGAAGCAACGCCCACUUCACGAUCAGGAAAGAACAAUAUCUUACUCAUGAGUGUUCCCAACCCCCCAGUAUUUAUUGGUAAGGAAGGUGACAACACAAAACCAGCUAGUUAUCUUAUCCGGGUGAAAACAGCAGAAAAUGCAGAUGAACUUCACAAACAUUUACAAACAGCUAAAGAUUAG